This is a messenger RNA of Mycena citricolor, 3787 nucleotides long. The record is from the annotation of a GenBank genome assembly. Lineage: Eukaryota; Fungi; Basidiomycota; Agaricomycetes; Agaricales; Mycenaceae.
CGCAGGGUCAUUGUCAUGCAUCGUGCUGGCAUACCGAACACCUAGUACCCGCCUCGCGGGACACCGCAGCUGCACGGUCGUUUUCAUAGCCGAACGGAGGGAUUUAGUGGUUUGCAUGGUGGGAAAGGAAAGGGAUGAGUGUGCAGGUGACCGCCAAGCUACGCCUGCAUUCAAAAAGUACGCUCGAAUGCGCUCCAAAAGAAGGCUCCCCCGAGUGGUGAUGUCAUAUACAGAUCAGACCAAGAGUCAGACAGUCACGUCAGACCCACGUGAUCGUGCUUCCGACGCGAAAACUUGGCACAAGACAAUGACAUUCACAACGAAGGCAGUCCUCGCGGACCGGAAUUCUCUCCAUCGACGAGCGUGUUCAGAUCCUGGCACAGAGUUGAAGCUCGACGAUCUAAAAUUAGGCUAUCGGCUGACGGAUAGCGCCGGUAUGACAUACCCUUGAUCGACUACAUAUGUAAUCGCGUUUCACGCAACCACGAUGACAUCUCACUGCAUGCUCAAACCGAUGAGACGGAAGCCUCAUCUCUUCAUUUCCGCCCAAGACCGGCAUGUCCAACCACUCGACCCACAAGAGGAGGUCUCGACUGCAUUUUGCGCCCCGCACCGCGUGUGUAGAACUGAUCGAGGACGGAACCCAAGCAGUGUCGCUCGAAGAGCUUGUGGGAUCCAGGUGUCCCAGUCUGUUCUCAAAGUAUCGACCGAUGAGGAUGCUAUUCAAUGGGCAUCUGCAGACAGUCUAUUCUGUCCUGGGAGACUUCAGGAAAGUGGACGAGCUGCAGUAUGAUCGCCAGCUGCUAAGACUGCUCGAUGGCGGGACACUCGGGCUCGAUUUCACGCCUUCCGAAGCGUCUGAGUUGCCCAAAGACGCGCCGAUCAUCAUCGUACAGCACGGAUUAACAGGCGGAUCUCAUGAGCCUUACGUGAGGGCUGUGCUAGCACCAGCAUUGAGGCUCGGGUUCCGCGCGGUUGUUGUUAACUUUCGGGGCUACUUGCGGCAAGCCCUGAUGUACAUCACGGACCUGUAUCCUCUGGCGCCGCUUCUUGGAUUGGGCUUCUCCAUCGGAGGAAAUGUGCUCGUCAGGUAUCUUGCCGAAGAGGGUCGAAACAGCAGAAUAAGCGCUGCAUGCAUUUUGGGAUGUCCUUGGGACAUCAAAACAAACAACGACUCUCUGCUUCAUAGCACGAUAGGAAGACACCUUUACCUCCGACGUAUGGGGGAAAACGUGAUGAACAUCUUCCGGCAGAACAUCGACGCUUUCAGGGCCGAUCCAGACCAUCCCACAGCAAAAGCGAUCCCCGAAAUCUUGAGAAUCAAAAAUCCAACGCUGACCGAUUUCGACGGUAUAUUCACCCGUUCUGUGGGUGACAUACCGCCGUUCCCUUUCAAGUCUGUGGACGACUACUAUACCUGGGCAUCCAGCCACGAAAUCGCCCAGCAGAUCCGGGUGCCCUGCCUGACCAUCAAUGCUCAAGACGAUCCUGUAGUGCAACGUGUGCAGACACCCAAGCAAAACGAGUUCGUCGUCUCCGUGCUGACACGCUCCGGCGGGCAUCUGGGCUGGUUCCAGCGAGGCGGUAGGCCGGGUGCACGCUGGACCACAAAGCCAGUCUUAGAGUGGCUUGAGCUUUUCGGGAGGCAUGUGCGCCUCCAUCCUCCACAGCAAACGCUCUCCACGGACGAAUCCGGAUUCAUUCGGGACAGCGAAUAUCCGUCUCUCGGCUGUAAACGCGUUCCCGGUGGUGGUCUGCUCAAGGGACAUCGCUCGAAAAACGAGUUACUCCAGGGUUUGUAGAGCAGUACAGUACAGACAGCAUAUAAUGACAUACCAACUAUCGCACAUUUGAGCCUCCAAAUCCAGUGCUCUGUCUCAUGGCUCCCAGAUUCGAGGAGCCCUCACCACGAUCGUCCGGUCUGCGUGAUGGCGGAUCCCUCGCGAACCAGCCCCCGCUGCCAGACUGAUGGCGGUACCGUUCGCGUUCCCAAUCGUAUGUUCGCUGACCACCUUGUCUGUUAUUCAACAAAUGCGCGCCCAAUCCUCCCAAUGCGGCACCCGUCCAAAAGCCAGGCCGCCAGCCGUCUUGGUUGGCCAUCCCCUGGCCCAUCUUCGAGUAGGGGGGCGGGGCGUCGUCCGUGUCGUGGUCCAUGCCUCCAGGGAAGAAUGCAGGGCGGCCUGCGCCAGGGCGGGGACCAGGCCCGCCUGGACGCUCGCCCCGCCCGGCCCCAGCAUGAUCAUUCCUAUCGCCAAAACAGGAGCGAAAGAGCGCAAACGCGAUCAUCGCACAGACUCCAAUCCACAGCAGGUAGAACAGGAUAGACGCGACGUCGAGAGGCUCGGAGGGGGUGUUGUGCAGAUAGUUGUCGGAAUCACUGUCCCGGAGGCUUUUCGGGACUUGUACCAGGCGGUACUCGAGAGCGCACGAAUCUGCGGCAGGAUGAGAGGGCAGUUUGGGAAUACCCGUGCAACGUUACGCGAAACCGACCUUUCAGAACCCACGGGUCGCCGGGUUUAGAAAAACCUUCGCAUGAGACUGAGACUCUGCCUAGUCGGAGAGAAUCCGGAAGGUCGGCAUGACACUAACACUCGAGGUUGGUUACAGCUUGAAUGGGACGCUCAAGUCAUCAGCGCACCUUCCAGUCGAUAUCCGUCCCUGAGCCUCCAAGAGACUCACAGCGAACGACCUGUGAGCGGUAAGGCACAGUAAGUGACCUAGUCUUUGGACGGCAUAAGACUGCAGGAAGACGAACGUCCGGGGUAAACAAUUUGCAAGGCUUGCCAACACAUGUCAAUUGAGGAAGCGGCUCAGUGCGCCGACUCUGAGUCCACUCCCCUUUGUAGAAAGUCAGCGCGGGGAUCUUGGCAAGUUGGACGCGAGACAUUAGUAGAGAUGGCGAACGGACACGGAAUGGGCGCUUAAGAGCGCGUCAACUAUUUAUUCAAGGACGACCCAAAUAGGAGUGGGUCGCGCUGACGUGUCCUUGCCAAUUCUAGAUACAUCGAGAAAUACUACGCUGGACAGCCUCCGCACAGACCGGGCACACAUCCCCAGCAGCUAGCUACGCCGAUGCCGUAUGUCCUGAGAAUGAGGGAAACAACACUCACGAUCCCUUCACCGAGCACGAAGCCACUGGCGAUGACGAUGAGGCGGAUGUCGUGCUUGCCGCGAGCAUAUUUUGUGCGGUAGAUAUAUUCGACGGCUCCGCCAAUCAGGCGAGCGAUGGAGAACGACGGGGUGUUCAAGAAACCGAUCGCAAACGCAACACCGGAUGGAAUCCACUGAGUGUACCACAGAUCACGGCGGGCGGCGUGAGCUUUGAAGGCAGAAACCAACGCGAACAAUGCGGCAAAGCCUAUCAUGAAGAAAGCACUGUUUUCUGGAAGUUGGCCGUCACCUGGAGCAGUCUGGCGAGGCUGAGCCACACAUAAGCGGUAGGUGCAGGGAAAGACGGGCCAGGAAUGACGUAGGCCCGAUUGUACAAGGAAUAGGCCGUAGUGGUUACCACGAUUGACACUGCAGAUCCCACAAGUUGACCGAAAAACUGCGCACGAGGCGAAGCACCACACAGAUGACCGGUCUUCAGAUCCUGCAUGAGAUCGCCCGCUCUGGAGGAAGUAAGUGGCAAUUCUGUCGAUGAUAGAGACACUGACUGUUGGGCGCCAGCCUCGGCGACACCACCAGCGAUAAUAUUAGCAACAAUGUUUCCUGGCUGAAUCCAAGCGAAGAAGAGUUGCGAGAUCUUUCCCAGUCCAGAUACCGGGUUGAGAUCGGUCUCUCCCAG